Messenger RNA from Folsomia candida, 2151 nucleotides. RefSeq names its product ficolin-2. The coding region runs from base 225 to 1274 and encodes 349 amino acids. The record is from RefSeq and is a predicted model, not a curated record. NCBI's taxonomy places the organism in Eukaryota, Metazoa, Arthropoda, Collembola, Entomobryomorpha, Isotomidae. The transcript has 7 exons.
CAACAAAUCAAGCAACCCAUUUUAGAUGUAGCAAUUUUAAUACAAAGGUUGGCGAACUUUUCUUGUAUUACCCGCACCUUGCAUUUUUGAAUGUUUUUUUUAAAUUCAAGAAAUUCAGAAUAAUUUCAAGAAAUCAUGCACCGUUUUUAAAAAUCCUGCCCACCCACCCGUUUUAAAUUCGUGCCUGGAUUAUGUACUCGUUUAGAUAGAAAGUGCGGAUCCUAAUGAAUGGUGAACAGCCGAAAGUGAAUGAUCUUUUGAAAGUGUUGGCCGAUCGGUUAUCCAACGUUCCCACGAAGGAUGAUCUUGCCGCGUUGGAGACGAGAUUCAACGCGAAAUUGGAUCAAUUUAAAUCUGAUUUAGAAGCAGUAAUCAAUGGAGCGAGUAGGAAAGAAGGAGAUGAAAGUCCCGAGGGAGCAAAUAAUCAUGGAAUGAAAGGGACGUCGAUGCAGUCUUCUUUUAACGAGUCGUGCAAAUUUGUCGAGCAAAUCCUUACUUUUCAAAGGGAACAGGCCGCAGUAUUGGUGGAAAUAAGGGACACUACCGCCAAACUAUUCAUCAGCGUAGGGUCCGUCUUGAAGGAUGAUGGACCAUACAAAUAUAACGUAUCGGAAAUCCCAUUCCCGAAGACUGGUGGCCAGACGAAAUUCUGCGGGGAUGAUUUUGAUCUUGCUAGUUCAACCUUCCCUGCAAAACCACUCAUUUGCGACCAAGGGUGGAUCACAAUUCAGCGAAGAGGUACUCCCUUGGCAGGCUGGAAUAAGAGGACCGAUUUCGAGAGGAAUUUUACCGAUUAUGCGAAUGGGUUUGGUCGCCACCUUAGCGGAGAGGAUUUCUGGAUUGGCCUGGAAACAAUGCAUGAACUAACUAAGGUGGGAUAUACGCAGUUACGCGUUGAUCUCGAAGAUUGGGUGGGAAAGAUGGCAUACACGACGUAUAGUGAAUUCAAAGUGGGUGGUGCACAGGACAAGUACAACUUAACGGUGGGGGGAUACAAUGGAACGGCAGCAAAUUUCCUCCACCGAAAUAAUGGCAAAAAGUUCACCACAUUUGACAGUGACAAUGAUGAAUUCGAUAGUAGCAACUGUGGUUCGCAACGCCACGGUGGAUGGUGGUACUGGAAUUGUUCUGAGAGCCACCUGAACGCCAGGUAUCAUAAUUCCAGUCAAGAAGAAAAACCUUACAAAGGAAUUAUCUGGCGCCAUUGGAGGGCCUACGACCACUCUUUAAAAAAGGUUGAAAUGAAGAUUCGUAAACCAGCCACAAUCAACUAAAACUAACUGCUGUCUGAAUAGUUGAAUAUAUGUAUUUACAUAUGUAAUUAUUAUUGCAACUGCAUAAUACGCAUUCAAAUGUUAAUGGUCACACUUGUACAAUGAACUCUUGUAAAAUGCACUCAAAACAAAAAUUGGUCAAAUCAACACCGCCGGUGUCAAUAUAUCGGCGUACUAAUUCUAAAAAGACAUAAGUGUACUCGAUUGGUAAUUCCGAAAAAACAUAAGUGCACUGGAUAUUUAAUUUCGAAACAUGUAACAUAACUACUUCUUUUAGCUAGUUUUUCACGUGCACUUAUGUUAUUUCGGAAUUAAGCAUCCAGUGUGCAUACGUUGUUUCGGAAUUAAGCAUCGAGUGCACUUAUGUUGUUUCGGAAUUAGUACGACGAUAUGUAUGUAUCUAUGACUUAACCGCCUUGGUUCCAAUGUUGAAUCCGAGUUAUGAUGAUUUUGAUACCGGUAGGUUAGGUUAGGUUAAUGUUAAUGUUGAUAAUGUUAUAACCGGACGGAAAAAAAUUCAUUCCCACUCGGAAUCAGGAAUGUAACCAAGGCGGUUAAGUCAUACAUAUGUAUAUUUUGACACCGGCGGUGUUGAUUUGACAACUUUUUGUUUUUAGUGUAUGCAUGAUACUAACAAAUAUACAAAUUAGAUAUGUAUUGACAUAUUUAUGUUUACUUAUAUACUUAUUUGGGAAAUAUAGAAAUAAGCAUACAUGUGUACGUACACAUGGAAAUAGACCCAUAUAUUUAGAUAAGAACCUACCCAGCUUUCCAACUUGAUAUUAGUGCUCCGAACGUUCCUGUCCGAAUGGUUAUCUUGUUUGAAAUUGAAUUCGGUUAGUUUCGAAAUUAUGAAUAAACACGUUUUGACUUGGAA